Molecule: messenger RNA, 1493 nt
Organism: Wasmannia auropunctata (little fire ant)
Lineage: Eukaryota; Metazoa; Arthropoda; Insecta; Hymenoptera; Formicidae
Gene: rho-7
Product: presenilins-associated rhomboid-like protein, mitochondrial
Exons: 9
Coding region: 440-1366 (308 amino acids)
Cellular component (GO): membrane
Molecular function (GO): serine-type endopeptidase activity
Source: RefSeq, a predicted model, not a curated record
GACGCGGAUAAACGGAGCGAACGUCACUUCGGUGCCCCGCGAUCGGUCCGUCGGACGUGUGACAUGAGAGGUUAUUUGGAUGAUUUAGAUUCUACGUGACACACAAAAUUUCGCUGAUUUCGCGUACAUGGAAUAUUUAUGCAUUCUGCAGACCCACGGGAAAUUUCGAUAGCAUGACGGUCAGGACGCUUUUACGUUUGGGCGACGCGGCGAACAGAUGAAAAUUCUUCGACGAAACUUUUUUACAAGAUGGAUCUAAAAAUUAGAGGAAGAAUCAAAAGAUUACAUCAGAAAGAAGCAGCAUUAUUUUUGACAUAAAAUUAUCUCAUUUCUUAUGACAUAUUUGAUGAUUCUCUACAUCUCUUGGAAGCAUAUACUUCAGAAGAUAAAUUUAGAAUAACAACUUGUCUUUAUAACUACACAAUACUGCAGGCCCAAAAUGCAAGUAUUACAGUAUAGACAGAUAAGAAGUUUAAAGAAACCACAAAUCUCCUUCAAACCAGAAUCACCUUUUCCUCACAUAGAAACUGGAACUGUAUCGCCUGCGAGACUGUGGAAACAUUUUGGUUUCACCAUUAUGUUUAGCGGAGCCUCCAUAGUGGGUGCUGCAAUUUGGGAGUAUGAACGUAUCAGAAGCCAGACAUAUAGAACAAUUCAUCGCUACAGGCAGUUUCGAGUUAACCGAACAGGAUGGAGGAGAGAAGUGGAGACGUGGUGGCAGAACUUGACCGAAGGACAGAAGAUGUUUGUGCCUAUAUGUUUUAUAAAUGCGGUUGUAUUCUUAGCUUGGCGAGUGCCGGCACUGCAAAAGACAAUGGUGCGCUAUUUCUGCGCCAAUCCGGCUUCCAGUGUGUCAUGCUGGUCGAUGGUACUUUCCACGUUUUCACAUUACUCCAUGUUCCAUCUGGCUGCGAACAUGUACGUGUUGCACAGCUUCAGCACAAUAGCUGUGGCGACGUUGGGGAAGGAGCAAUUUUUGGCGCUGUACUUGUCGAGUGGAGUGGUCUCCAGCUUCGCCAGUCAUCUGUACAAAACUGUAUUUCGAGUGCCAGGCCUUUCUCUAGGAGCGUCGGGAGCGAUUAUGGGUAUCCUCGGAUUUGUUUGCACGCAAUAUCCUGAUAUACGGCUCAGUAUCAUUUUCCUUCCUAUGGUCACGUUUACAGCGGGUAUGGCAAUCAAAGGUAUAAUGGCUUUGGAUGUUAUCGGUUGCAUCGCAGGAUGGAAAUAUUUUGAUCAUGCUGCGCAUUUGGGUGGCGCGUUAUUCGGAAUAUUCUGGCAAGCGUGGGGAAAUGCUAAUAUUUGGCAAAAACGAGAGCCUCUUCUAACUCUCUGGCAUGAAUUCCGAGAACCUCGAAGACCACAGUGAUACUUAAUUUUUUUUUAAUCUAAAUUUCAAUUUAUCAUUGUUUACGAUAUACAUAUUCUGUAUACAAAUUGUAAAGUUUCACACCCGUGUAAGAACGAUUUCUAAAAAACAUAAAAAUUCAGAUACA